AUGGAUGUGAAAGAGGAGACAUGUGAGGUUGACCUGAAUAUCAUGGAGGAGAGGACCAUAAAUGUUAAGGAGGAGGACUGUGAGUGGGAGAGUGUCCACCCCAAACAGGAGAGUCUGGACAUCAAGGAAGAGGACUGUGAACUGGGGUCAGUGUGUUUUAAAGAGGAAAAUGAAGAGGAGUGUGUCAGCACUGAGAUACACAACUGUAGGAGUAUGGAGAGUGUCAAGGAAGAUGACCUUCAUUAUGGAGAUCAAGAUGGAGCAGUGACCAGGUUAGUCUCUUCUCAUAGCAGACACUCUUCAUCUCCGGAGGCUUCUAUCAAUGUAAAAUAUGAAUCAUUACAGUCUGACACAAAGAUGACUGAAGACAUUUCAUCUCCUAGAACUGAGGAAGGUCAUCCACCACCUAAGACGGACAUUAAGGAAGAAGACCGUGAACUGGCGUCAGUGUGUUUUAAAGAGGAAGAUGAAGAGGAGUGUGUCAGCCCUGAGGUGGCCAGCUAUAGGAGUAUGGAGAGUGUCAAGGAAGAUGACCUUCAUUAUGAACAUCAAGAUGGAGCAGUGACCGGGUUAGUCUCUUCUCAGAGCAGACACUCUUCAUCUCCGGAGUCUUCUAUCAAUGUACAAUAUGAAUCAUUACAGUCUGACACAAAGGGGACUGAAGGAGUUUCCUCUCCUAGAACUGAGGAAGGUCAACCACCACCUAAGACGUCAUCUGAAACAAGGGGAAUCAAACUUCACUGCUGUUCUGAAUGUGGUAAAACGUUUUCACGGAGAAGCAAUCUUCAGAGCCACCAAAGAAUUCACACAGGACAGAAGCCAUAUGACUGUUCUGAAUGUGGUAAAACAUUUUCACAGAGAAGCAAUCUUCAGAGCCACCAAAGAAUUCACACAGGACAGAAGCCAUUUGACUGUGCUGAAUGUGGUAAAACGUUUUCACAGAGAAGUCAUCUUCAGACCCACCAAAGAAUUCACACAGGACAGAAGCCAUUUGACUGCUCUGAAUGUGGUAAAACGUUUUCACAGAGAAGCUCUCUUCAGAGCCACCAAAGAAUUCACACAGGACAGAAGCCAUAUGACUGCUCUGAAUGUGGUAAAAUGUUUUCACAGAGAAGCUCUCUUCAGAGCCACCAAAGAAUUCACACAGGACAGAAGCCAUAUGACUGUUCUGAAUGUGGUAAAACAUUUUCAAAGAGAAGUAAUCUUCAGAGCCACCAAAGAAUUCACACAGGAGAGAAGCCAUUUGACUGUGCUGAAUGUGGUAAAACGUUUUCAUGGAGAAACAGUCUUCAGAGCCACCAAAGAAUUCACACAAGAGAGAAGUGUUUGAAUUAG
This is a messenger RNA of Erpetoichthys calabaricus (reedfish), 1335 nucleotides long. RefSeq names its product zinc finger protein 32-like. Gene Ontology annotation, molecular function: RNA polymerase II cis-regulatory region sequence-specific DNA binding; DNA-binding transcription factor activity, RNA polymerase II-specific. The record is from RefSeq and is a predicted model, not a curated record. NCBI's taxonomy places the organism in Eukaryota, Metazoa, Chordata, Cladistia, Polypteriformes, Polypteridae. The coding region runs from base 1 to 1335 and encodes 444 amino acids. The transcript is spliced from 2 exons. Gene Ontology annotation, biological process: regulation of transcription by RNA polymerase II.